UAUUCUCUCCAUUUUCAGUUUUCCAAGUUUGUUAAGAGCAAAAGGUGGAGUAGAACUUAGGUUAUCCCCGAUCCUCGGCGAUUCCCCAGGGUCUAAGAAUUCCUCCUCAGCGUUUCCAAUUUCUGGAAAGUUUUCUCAUUUUCCGAUUUCAUCCAUCAUUCAUCACACUGCCACCGUUUCCGCCGCCUUCCUACCUUCCGAUCAACCCUCCUCUGCCUUAAUAUGGUCUUGGUUUCUUCCAGAAAUCGCUAUUCUGUAAUUCGACAAUUGAUUCCUACCUUUCUCCUUUGCUGUUGCUCAAAUUCGGGGGAUUAGGGUUUCUGUUUGAGGACUCUGAAAUUUUCCUUAUUGUUGUGUCUUGUUAUAGAUAAAUUAGGAGAUUAGGGUUUUUAUUUUUAUUUUUUUGCAUAUUUGGCUUGGCUAUAGAAGUGAUUUUUUUUUUUUUUUUCUGGGGCUAUGUGUAUUGAAGAAUUGAAAGGGGAAGAAGAGGGGGUAGAGAGAGUUGGGGAAGAUGAAAGUAGGAACCUUUGUUCAAAGGGCAGUGCUUUGGUCACCAAUCAUAGUGUUGUAAUAUUGGAUACUAAGAGAUUAUUGGUAGGGGCUGGGGCUCGUGCGUUAUUUUACCCAACCCUGCUCUACAAUGUUGUUAGGAACAAGUUUGAACCCGAGUUCCGCUGGUGGGAUAGGGUUGAUGAGUUUAUUCUGCUAGGUGCUGUUCCUUUUCCUUCUGAUGUUCCUAGGCUAAAGGAGCUUGGAGUUCAAGGAGUAAUCACUUUAAACGAACCAUAUGAGACUCUGGUCCCGACAUCGCUUUAUAAAAGUCAUGGCAUUGACCAUUUGGUGAUUCCUACACGAGACUACUAUUUUGCUCCAUCAUUAACCGAUAUACAGCAAGCAGUGGACUUCAUUCAUCGAAAUGCUUCUCAUGGUCAAACUACAUAUGUUCACUGCAAAGCUGGUCGUGGCCGGAGUACAACCAUUGUUUUAUGUUACCUGGUCCAACACAAGCAGAUGACACCUCAAGAUGCAUAUAGUUAUGUGAGGUCCAUAAGGCCAAGGGUGCUUUUAGCCCCUUGCCAAUGGCAGGCUGUUCAAGAAUUCUACCGUCUUAACUUGAAGGGCAGCAACAUGGCUGACCUGGUUAUAAAGACUCCAAAGUAUACUCAAGAUCUUUUGGCCUUCGAUGAAGGCUCUGUGGUAGUGGUAACAGAAGCCGAUCUUGACGGCUAUGAUCCAUCUCUUGAAUCUACUGCUGUUGGAAGUGAGAUAUGGGCAGAUUUAAGAAAGGUCGACCGAGUUAGGGUUGUUGGUCAGGCAGCAAUGGCAAGGAUCUCCUGCCUUUGGCUCCGCUGUCGGGCUGAUGAAAAGGUUUCAGCCGAGAAACUGGUUAGGGAGAACAGCUGCCUCGGAAGUUUUAGUGUAGACAUUCAUGUCUACUGAAACUACACGCGAGGUUCAGCAAUUUUUAUGUUUUAUACUUCGUACAUAAGUGCCAAUAACAAUUUACAAGGCACCAGAGUUAUGUUUCCCUUGCUCUUUGUAAAGCCAGUUUUUUCUUCUGAAUCAAAUUGAAAGAUGCAU
Messenger RNA from Rubroshorea leprosula, 1581 nucleotides. NCBI's taxonomy places the organism in Eukaryota, Viridiplantae, Streptophyta, Magnoliopsida, Malvales, Dipterocarpaceae. The record is from the annotation of a GenBank genome assembly.